AUGCCGAUUUCUUUCUCUCGUCCGGGUUUUUGGGCUGAGAAUUUCGAAUUCCGUCCGCCUGAUUUCUUUCUCACUCUUCUUCCACAGAAAUCCCUUUAUGACAUCGCGAAUAUCUAUCAAGCUAGCUCUGAUCAUUUUUCAUCACCUUUUUUUAUUUCUGUCUUUCUUAGAUUUCUUUUCUUUUUCAUAUUUUAUUUCGUUUUGUCUUUUUUUUUUCCGUCUGGCUUUUCCUCCUUUUAUUUAUAUUUUUCUUUUCUUUUUGAUCGUUUAUUUUUCGUACUUUUUCUUUCAUUAUUCUAUCUUUUUUUCUUUACUCUUUCUUUGUUUCAUACUUUCUUUUCUUUUCUCUUUUCUUCCUUUUCUUUUCUCUUGCUUUUCUUCUUUUCGGUGAUUCGUCUUUCUUUUUUGUCUUUUUUACAAUCAUUGUUCUUUAUUCUUUCUUUCUUUCAGUCUUUUUCUUUAUUAUUCCUCUCUAGGUUUCUUUCUGACUUUAUUCUUUUUCAUUAUUUUUUUUUAGCUAUAAAUAUUUUAUCAUCUAUCUAUGUAUUUAUUUCUUCGACAUUUAGUUGCGAAUAUAUCUAUAACUCUUUCAUCCUUGCUCCUUAUCAUUUUGCUAAUUUGGCCUCUUUGCUAUUUCAUCCUCCCACUGUAACAUUUUUCUCUUUCACCCUCUCUCUCUCUUUCUCGUUUUGCUUUUUCACCCUCCCUCUUUGUCCUUGGACUCUUUCAUCCUCUACUCUUUGUCAUUUUACAAUUUCGGCACCCCACUUUCUCGUUUCACUCUUUCAACCUCUCUCUUUCUCCGCCCCACUUUCGCGUUUCAUUCUUUCACCCUCUCUCUUUCUUGUUUUGCACUUUCACCCUCCCUCUUUGUUCUUUGACUCUAACAUCCUCACUCGUUGUCAUUUUACUUUUUCAACGUCCACCAUUCUCUCACCCUGUUUCUCACUUUACUCUUCCACCCUUUCUCUUCAUACGUUCACUGUUUUUAACCCCCUCUUUAUCUAUCUUUCUUUGCACUUUUUGCUCUUGAAUCCUCGCUCUUUGUCAUUUGCCCAUUUAUCCACACAUUUGACCAUUUUAAUAUUUAAUCCCCCCACGUUAUCAUUUUAUUCUUUUACCUACCCUUUCUCUCGCUUUACUCUCUUUCAACCUCUCUGUUUGUCAUGUUGUUCUCUCACCGUCCCCACUUGGACCUUUGACUCUUUCAACGUCACUCUCUGCCAUUUUACCCUUUCAUUAUCUCCCUUUCUCAUUUCACAUUUUGACCGUCUCCCUUUCUCGCUUUACUCUUUCAACCUCUUUCUUUAUCAUAUUGUUCUCUCACCGUCUCCCUUGGAUUUUUUACUUUCAUCCUCACUCUCUGUCAUUUUACCCUUUCACCAUCUCUCUUUCUCGUUUGACACCCAUCUCCCUUUCUCGUUUCACUCUCUCUCUCUCUCUCUCUCUCUCUCUCUCUCACUCUCUCUUGGUCUUUUUUGA
Molecule: messenger RNA, 1482 nt
Organism: Acanthosepion pharaonis
Lineage: Eukaryota; Metazoa; Mollusca; Cephalopoda; Sepiida; Sepiidae
Source: the annotation of a GenBank genome assembly